CACGACGCUUCCUGCUUCGCGGGGCCGUAGCGUAGCUCCUUUAAAUGAGACGGAGAAAUGUUGUCGGCCGGGAGUUAAUGAAGUUGGGGGAAAACGAGGAUGUAAUUUCUCUGUGAACCGGCUACAUUGAAAAGACACGCACAGAAUGUCAGGGGACCACGAUCAGAACAGGAAGCGCCGCCCCCCCAAAAUGUUUUUGAUCUCGACCGACCUGAAGGUCCAGGACCAGCUGGACGGUACCAUUGUUCUGCAGCGGGGGUACAUCUGCCAGGAGCAGGACUCCGGCAGGAGCAGAGGCGACUCCCCUUGGGUCAAGGUGUUAGACAAUGACUUCAUGUUGAAAAUAGAGAGGAAGUACCUGCUUGAAAUCCCGAGUGACCUCAGCGGCCUGCUGGAGCCUGUAUAUGAACCGGAGGCUCGCCUUAAACUCCUAGGUAGUCCCGGGAAGCUGCAGCAGAUGUUGGAGUUGCCCGUCGAGUCCCCCCUGUGGGUCCAGGUGGGCUCGCAGGGCGAGCUGGCCGAGGCCGAUCUCAAAUACAUCGGGCCGCUGACCAGGGGGAGCAGCGCGGUGUUUUUCGGGGUGCAGCUCAAGGGUUCAGCAGCAGGUAGCGGGACGGGCAACGGCUCCAUCAAGGGCCACCGGCUCUUCUCCUGCCCCGACGCCUGCGCCCUCUUCCUCCCGGUCAGCCACGUUCGCCUGCGCAGCUGGUCCAGCCACAGCUCCUCCGCCGCCCAGGAGCGAGCCCGCGAGCGCGACCAGCCACACCCGCUCCACCGCAGCGGCGCCUACAACCCGCCCAGCAACGGGCACCACGGCAACAACGAGCGCCCACCUCCGCAGCAGCAGCAGCAGCACGGCCGUCACAUCAGCUUCCAACAGCAGCGUCCCGGCAGCCCCCCCCAGCCGCCGGGCGCCGGCGUCCUCUCCCGAACCGCCGAGCCGGCGGCCCGAGGGCCGGCCUCGCCCGCGCCGCUCCGCGUGGGCCAGCGCGUGUGUUUCGCCCUGGAGAGCGCCGUCCACGGGGGCGAGGUGCGCUUCUGCGGCCCGCUGCCGGGCCGCUCCUCGUCGGGGCCGUACGUCGGCGUCCUGCUGGACGCCCCCGUCGGCAACUGGGACGGCGUUUACAAGGGAGAGCCGCUGUGCCACGUUCCCUCCGCUCUCUACGGACUCCUCCUGCCCGUCUCCAAGGUCUCCCCAGAGACGAGACCCCACCGUCAGAACCCCCCCCUCCAGGCGAGCAGGUCCAUCCUGAAGCCGGCCGCGGCCCCCGUCACCAGACCGGGCCCUUUGUCGCCGCCCGCCGCCGCCGCUCCCAAAGUCGCCCUGAUGCCCCCGGGCAAAACGGCGCCUAGACCUCCCCCGCUGCCCAAACCCGCCCACAAAGCCCCGCCUCUCCCGCCUCCCAAACCCUGCAGCCCGACGACGACGACGGCGCCGCCGCCGCAGCAGGCCGCCAACGGGGCGCACGGCCCACCCUCGCCGCUGAGGUCCCCGGGCGGCAGCGAGGGCGAGGAGGCGGGGGCGCGGGGCGAGCUGGAGGUGGGCUCGAUGGUGGAGGUGAACGACCCGCCGCUCUUCGGGGUCAUCCGCUGGAUCGGGCAGAUCGGUGGCGUCCCGGAGCCGGUGGCGGGAAUAGAGCUGGACCAGGAGCUCUCUGCGGGAACAGACGGCAGUUACCUCGGCGAGCGCCACUUCCGUUGCCCGGCCAACAAGGGGCUGUUCGUCAAGCUACGCAACUGCAGGCGGGACUCCAGGUUUCCCGCCCCCGAGACACCCGUCAAUCAAGUGGAGCGAUGCAACUCCAUAGCCUUCGCCGAGUGGGGCAGCGAGCGGGUGGAGGAGCACACGCCGCCGACGGACGGGGACGCGGCCGCCGAUCUCUACCAGGGCUCCAAGAGGGGCAUCCAGGGUCACCUGAACUCCUGCUACCUGGACGCCACGCUCUUCAGUUUGUUCUCCUGCUGCAGCUCAGCGGACUUUGUGUUGUUCUGGCCGUCUGACUCUGUCGGCCAGUCCGACUCCAGUCAGGCUCAGGACCUGCUGCGCUGCGAGAUCGUCAACCCUCUGCGAAGGUACGGCUACGUGUGUGCCAGCAAGACCAUGGCGCUGAGGCGACUGCUGGAGGCCGCGAACAGCGACACCGGCUUCACCAGCCAGGAGAAAGACCCCGAAGAGUUCCUCAACCGGCUUUUCCAGCUCCUCCGAGUCGAGCCGCUUCUCAAGAUCAGAUCGAUGACUCUGCAGCCUCAGGAGGGCCACCUCUACCAGCUCUUCCCGCCUACGCUCCCCCCCUCCCCCCGCUCGCCCCCCCCGCUGGACUCGCCCGUCCUCCUCCCCUCGCCGCCGCCCAGCCAGAUGAGGGUCGCCAGCGUGCAGUCGCUGCUGGAGUCCUCCUUCCUCCACGCCGGCCUCAAGUUUGUCGAGGCUCCCUCCUGCCUCUUGCUGCUGAUGCCUCGGUUUGGGAAGGACUUCAAAAUGUUUGACGCCAUCUUGCCGACCCUCAGCCUGGACGUCACCGACCUGCUGGACGACACUCUCCGGCAGUGCAGCAUCUGUCAGGCCGUGGCGGAGUUCGAGUGUCUCCAGUGUUACGAGGACCCGGACAUCACCCCCGGUCACCUCAAGCAGUACUGCCAGACGUGCAACACGCAGGUGCACAGCCACAGGAAGCGGGAGUCCCACGUGCCGGCGAGCGUCUCCGUCCCCGGGGGCCCGUGGUCCGACGGCCAGCUGUGCGCUCGCCAGCGGAUGUCUUUGUUCGCCGUGACGUGCAUCGAGACGAGCCACUACGUGAGCUUCGUCAAGCACGGCCCCGACGCCGCCGACUGGCUGUUCUUCGACAGCAUGGCCGACCGGGAAGGUGGCGAGAACGGCUUCAACAUCCCCCGCGUGAAGGCGUGUCCGGAGGUGGGCCGCUACCUCAGUCUGACGCCGGACCAGCUGAGGAGAGUGGACCCCGCCUCCUUGCGUGAGUCGGCCCGCCGCCUGCUGUGUGACGCCUACAUGUGUCUGUACCACAGCCCCGAGCUCAGCCUGUACAAGUGACACGCCCUCUUUCUAAUGGUCACAUGACAUCCAAAAUGGGAUCUUUUUGAGUCAUUUGGAGCCCUUGUUACUCUCACUGCAGUAAAAGAUUUAGUGCCUUUUGGGGGAUUUUAGCCUGCGUUUGUUUUUGUUUUCUCCAACAAACACGCAACCAGUAACUUUAGUUUCUAAUCCAAACAAUGAUGAAAUUUACAACUUACGUUUACUUACUUUUGUUUUGUGUUUUGAAAGCUUACGACGCGUCGUACAAAACGAGAAGGGACAUUUGUUUCUGGCCUGCUGUUGUAACUUAAUGAAUGAAAUUGAGCAGCAGAUGGAUCGUUUCAUCCGACUGGUCGCGUCGCUCCGUCCGAUCCCGUUUACGAUGCAUCCGAGUCGUUCUUUUCUGCCGCUUGGACGCGGAUCUCCUUCAUGCCGCGUCACGUGACACCGUCCGCCCGAAGAAGGGAGAGAGCGAAGCCUCAGAACUCAACGUGUUCAUAAAUGAAACCGUCUGCUACGUUUACUAAAGAACAGCCGUAUGAUCCAAUAUGAUCCAAUGUGCCUAAUGAACACCCAGCCGCUGGUUCAGUGGUGGUUUGAAAUGCUCGUCGUGCCCUGGUUGGUAGGUUGGGGGCUAAUGGGGGCCAUUGCUGGUCUUUUAGAGUAACUGUGCCUUUUUACUAAAGCUCACAAAUGGUUUGAGAGCCACUGUGCCUGUAGCCUGUAACACACUUUACACUUUCUAAUUUGCACUGCUUCCUUUACAUGUCAGUAUGUGUGCGUGUGUAAAUAAUAGUAUUGCCUUAAACUGACUGUGAAGAUUGUACUUGGAUGUUUAAACGUUUGCAUUGCCAAUGGGUUUGUUUGAUACCAUACAACUGCAAAUAAAUGCCUUGCAAUCAC
Messenger RNA from Pungitius pungitius (ninespine stickleback), 3931 nucleotides. It is a transcript of the gene cyld3, whose product is annotated as ubiquitin carboxyl-terminal hydrolase CYLD. NCBI's taxonomy places the organism in Eukaryota, Metazoa, Chordata, Actinopteri, Perciformes, Gasterosteidae. The record is from RefSeq and is a predicted model, not a curated record. Gene Ontology annotation, biological process: protein K63-linked deubiquitination. The transcript is spliced from 17 exons. Gene Ontology annotation, molecular function: cysteine-type deubiquitinase activity; K63-linked deubiquitinase activity. Gene Ontology annotation, cellular component: cytosol. The coding region runs from base 146 to 3046 and encodes 966 amino acids.